ACUGCAGCAGUUCAUAGUUCAUAGUGUCGUUAGUGUUCUUUCACAGUUCGAGCACAACGUUGAACCCACGUCGGAACAUAAUAAAAUCAAACAGAAACACAGAAAUCAGGUUAAAGCCAAUCAAAAUGUUCAUAAAAUAUGCAAUACUUGUCAUCAUUACAAUCAUGCCUUUCACUUUCGGAUUCAUUGCGUACGAUUGUGAUGGGCCCGCUCAAAAUAUCACGUCCUUCGACAGCUUAGAAGUGGACAACUGUGAUUUUCCAAUAGCGUCAAACACCCAACAGGUACCGAGAUUACAAUUACUACAAAGGAUUGAAACUUACCCUGUUCAUUUUAAGUCGUGUCUCAUAACAGUUGAUUAUUUAAUAACAAGAUGCUCGAUAUUUGAAGAUGCACAAUUAGUAGAGGGAGGGUAUUUUUCCGAUGUAGUAGAUUUAGGAAGUGCUCGAUGUUCGGAAAUUCAUCAAAAACGAUCAUAUACUUUUCCCUUGGGAGGUAUAGUAACGGAUUUACAAAUGAACGAAACAACAUUAACAUCGCACACAGUAGCAGGGUCACUGGACAGAUUUGGAAAUUGUAGAGGCACGAAUUUUAAAUCAAGUAGAGGAGAAUGGGAAAACGUCGUGGUACAAGCUAAAUUUAAAAUAUAUUUAUCAGAAGGUACCGCUAUAGCAAAUAGCAAAGACAAUAUUCUUAUACUUCCGUCAGGUACAAAAAUGAAAUUAUCCGAUAACUAUGGUAUUGACACGUUUAAAGGUGAAACCGUAUGGACAAAUAACCAUUUUAAUUGUGAAGAACAAGAUUUCGUUGUUUUAUUUGAUGGCCCAGCAUCAUUAAUAACCUCUACCACUACCGACAACUCCAGUUUACAAACAUUCAUUGUAGAGACGGAUAAAAUAGUAUUUGCUCUCAAACAAAUAAAAAAAACAUUUGCCUGUGAAAUUCCAGUAAUUCAAACGGAGCUCAUGCAAUUACUUAUUCUUACAGAUCCUAUGUUUUUAAAUCAUUUUAAAAUAAAAUCCAUUUCUCCUCAAAACACUGAUCUAAUCGCAUAUGUAAAUACGAAAUUUGUUUAUGUAGAAAAUUUUUUCAAAUCAACAAUAACCGCAUUAUACAACGAUUUAUUAAAAAAACAAUGCGUGCUUGAACGACAAUUACAGCAAAGGCUUACAUUAGCCUCAAACAAUCUUCCGGAGUUUGCGUAUAUCAUGGGCGGUGGUCCUGGUUUUACGGCCGUCAAGCACGCCGAAAUAAUUUAUUUAAUUAAAUGUAAAAAAAUUAGUGUCGAGAUGACCAAAAAAGACGAAUGUUAUAACGAAUUACCAGUUCUAUAUAACAACCAGACUUUCUUCAUGGCUCCAAAAACACAUUCUCUACAAAAAUAUGGAACGCAAAUCAACUGCAAUUCAUUAUUCCCACCGGCAUUUAAUUUAGAUGGUAACUGGUAUGGAUUUUUCCCAAAUGUCCAAGAAAUAAAAACACCACAAAAAUUGAAACCAAAUACAGCAUGGACAUGGACAUACAAAAGUUUAAAUUUUUUAAUGAAUUCCGGGAUAUAUACAAAAGAUACAAUGAAAGCUUUCCAACAACAUAUUAUAUAUCCCCAAGAAGUGGACGCCGUUAAAAACAAUAUAAUUAGACAGUCCAUGGGAUAUGAAACAGUAAACCAAGGUAUUCAAUUUAAAUAUUUAAUAGACGAACAUACAAUUGGACAAAUGGUUGAAGAAAAGUUAUUUAAAUUAUGGGGUUGGUUCACAACAGUCGGAACUUUUGUGUCAGGGCUAAUGGGGAUAUUCUUUGUUGUAAAAGUAAUAUUAACAAUCGUCGACACAGGUAUUAAUAUUACUUUUUUGUACCAAACCUUUGGGUGGAGUACAAAGCUCUUAGCAGGAUUUUUUUCAAGUAUCACCCAUAACUUAAUACUUCGAUCUCAUAAACACAAUUAUACCAAGAAUCAAGAAUUCGAUGAGGAUUCAUUGGAAAUAGAAAACUUUCAGCGCCAUAAAAAUACAUACAACGUUUACCCAAAUCUACAAGACAAAGUUUGAAACUAUCAAUGUAAAAUAAUACUUUUCUUUUUAAUUUGUAUUUAAAAGUUAAGUAAUAACAAUAUUUAUAUUGAAUGUAUUAAUUAAUAUAUUUAUUUAUUUAA
Messenger RNA from Myzus persicae (green peach aphid), 2152 nucleotides. RefSeq lists its product as uncharacterized. Lineage: Eukaryota; Metazoa; Arthropoda; Insecta; Hemiptera; Aphididae. Bases 126 to 2048 code for a protein of 640 amino acids. The record is from RefSeq and is a predicted model, not a curated record. The transcript has 2 exons.